UAUUUUAAACUUUAAGGUAAUCUAAAAAACAACAUCUGGCGGGAAAAAAGCGUAAUCGGCUGCACUGGUCACAACAAUUGGCUGUCAAACAGCUGUGGAGCUCAUGCCGAUACUGUGGGGCUGGUUUAUAAAUACAAUGUGCACGGGGGAGUUGCAGUCAAUUGUGAAAUAUUUGCAUACGAAGGAGGAAGUGUUCACUUGUAGAGUGCCGGAGACUUGUAGAGCUGCAGAAACUUGUAGAGUGCCGCCAGAAGGACCUGACAUUGAAAAAGAAGAAGUGAAAAGAAGCAAUGUCUCUGCCGGGUACCAAAGCCACGACGCCAACAACCUCGCACGCGGUUGUUCAGGCCCUCGAAUCAUAUAUUCAAAAUCAGAAUUUACAAGGAGAUAUCGCCGAAUUGGAUGAAAUGCUAUACGACCUGGUUGAUAUGCACAAGGAGAACGAGUUGGCCUUGAAAAAAGUCCUGCAGUGCAUGUAUAACUUGAUGCAGGCCAACAGCAAGUGGAAUGUCCGAUUCGGCGCAAAGGUGUUUCACAAGCUUGUUUCGGUGGUGAUUUGUGGCAAUAGGGAGGACACAGCUUCCCGGCGGCAACUGGUGGCGAAUCUUCUCGUUUGCGUGCAACUGCACCAGCGAAAGCUUUCCGGCGCUGAUGGAAAGUACCUGCUUGAGCAGCUUUGGUGUCUCAGUUUGAGUCGCGACCGUCAGCCAUAUGUGGCGCAAAUCCUGCUGCAUCUGUUUGACGACUUUCUUGCGAAGCUGGGAAUCGAAUUUUGCCAGAAACUUUUUGACAUCAUACAGAAUCUAUUGCAAUCGGACAUGCGUGAAGACCGCAGGUCUGCCUGCUUUAUCAUGCGAAAGAUUCUAGAGAUUGAUGAAGCGCACGCUGGCGAUGGACAACCAAAGAUACUCGAUCGACUGCAGUGCAGUGAAAGAAAGUGGUCCGCCUAUGUGGACAUUAUGGAGAGCCUAGAAGAGCAGCAGUCCCACCUGGUGCUGCCCACACUGACUACUCUGCUGCCGCGUCUGGCCCUGAAGUCGUCCGACGUGAGCGAUGAUUGGGAGGGUUGGUUGCGCAUCUUGUGCAUCCGUCUCCUGCAGGAUAACAAUAUAUUAGUGUUGAAAUGGACACUCAAAUACUUCCUCACUAAGCUGAGCCUCUUCUGGGUAGUUAGUACCGAUCUGGUCUAUGAGUUUUUGGCGGCCACCAACAGAACGCAGCUCUUCAAUUGGGAGACCAAAGACCGCCUGUCGGAGAAGCAGACAAGGGAGUUUAUGGGAGAUCUGAGCUCUGAAGUAUUAAUGGAGUCACUGGUACAGAUUCCCUGGCACUGUGUCCCAUUGCUUCAUUGGUUGCGGUGCAUACAUCCGGAUCAGGUAUCACCUGUUGCCAAGGAUUUGCUCUUCAAGCUAUGCGCUCGAGUGCGCAUCUUGCAGAAUCCCGCACUGAGAAAGCUAAUAAACGAGCGGGUGAUUUUCCUCUUCCAUGACACAAUCGAGAGCCUGAGCUUGGGCGAUUAUAUGAUGUUUGUGGAGUCGCUAUUUAAUACCAGCGAUAUCUAUAUGGACCACGUUCGCUUGACGGACAAAAUCAGCAAAUGCAAAAACUUUGGGGCCCAUCUGCCGUACUUCAGCAAGCGCUGCUAUGAAAUUGUUUCGCAGCACUGCCCAGAUUGUAAUCUGUUGCAAGCAUUUUUGUGGCAAUUACAAACCGUUCCCAAGGCGCAGCACGGUUGGUGGCGCCUUGUCCCUGUUUUCCUAGACUGCGACUUCUCCGAUUUUCAGGAAGAGUACGCGAGCUACUAUUCCGUGUAUGGUUUUGAUCCACUAUUGAUUAAGCCCGGGGCCAUGAGUCUCACACAGAUGCAGGAGCAUUUGCUCGAGAAGUUCAACUGCGAGUCAAGGGAUGAGAGGUCGUAUGUGCUCGAACAAAGUGUGGAUCUCUUUGUUAGAAUCAACUUUACCAAUUGGCGCCAGAUAGAACAGAUGAACUUAAGACCCCUGGAUCUUUUGGAUAGGGGCAGCCAAGAGACAUUUGCCCUUCUAUGCUGGCUAUUGGCAUGCCAGGGAGAGCGAUUGCCAGACGAUGGCGUCAUAUUGGCAGCUCUGGUAGCCCGUUUGGCCAUCUGCAACAAGGCCAAGGCCAAUUCCUAUGUUCGAUAUAUUCUCAAAUACGCUGUUGCCUACUUGAAGCAAGAAGAAUAUGAGGAAUUCGUUAAGGAUUUGCUGCAGCAGCGGCCGAGCUGUCUCGAAGCAUUCGAGAACUUUACAUUGCCGAUGCCCCUGGUCCUGGGACAAUUGCUUAAUGGAGAGACCACCACAGGAGAUGCACGCAUUGAGGCCGCCCAAGUCUACCGAAUCGCGAAUGUAUUUGAUGAAGAUGCCUUGAGUCGAUCGAGGUUCUUAAGCACCGCAUUCCACCUACGUGACGAGUCUCGCGAUGUGAACGGACUGUUUCAGGAACUGCUGUGGGCCAACAAGGAGCUGUCGGCCAAAAAGCCGCGCUACUUUGAAAACUCCAAGGAGCACAGAACUAAGAUGCGCAUUUGCAAGGCUCUGCUGUUUCUGGGCUCACCCGACCUUGUAAAGUGGUCCGAUCUACUGUGGGAGGCUCUCUUGUGGCCCAAUGACCAACUCAAUAUAAGCUACAUGUUCGAGUGCCUGGUGUCUAAUAUGUUGCCAGGCAUCGAUCCACUAUUGGAUAAGCUAUCGCUGUUCCCUGACCUCACUCCCGGUAAACAUUUGUCGCUCACUAGCGUGGUGCAUCUGUACUGCAUGGCCAAUUGGGAAUCCCUAAAGCCAGAAGAGUUGGAUGCCAUUUUUACGACACUCUUACCGCUCACCAUGGGCGCCCACUUUCAAACCCGUGUGCUUGCCCAACUGGUUCUGCACAAGCUGGCGGUAAAGUGCGAGCAAACCGGCAUUCAUAAGCCCAUAGCUGUUGCCCUGAAGAUUUCGAUAGAAACUACGUUGGGCGGCAAGUUCGAAGAACUGGGAAAGGAACCACGUCUCAUGCUAUCUCUUCUAAUGAGGAGCCAGAAAUUAAAUCCCUGUUUUGCGGCAGAAGCCAUCCUUUAUAUGACAGAUGCACCGUUCGAUGAAUGCAUAAGACCUUCAGUGCCAGCUGGAACUUCAAUGCUUGAGGACGCGAUUAGAGCCAUUCGUUCGUUCUUUAAAACGAAGAAAGCUGGAUCAUUGGCUGAGCCGACAUCGCUGGAAGGUUCCAUCAACGGCAACGUACAGAGAAAAAUGAAUCCUAUUGGCGAUAUAUAUCCCAACACUGAUUUGGUCACAACGUGUGCUGUAGACACAAACAAGCAACUGGUUGUAGUGGCUUCCCUGAUCGACAAGCUGCCCAAUCUGGGCGGUCUGGCGCGUACCUGUGAGGUCUUGGGUGUUCAAACAUUGGCUUUGGGCAACAAGGCCCAAACGGGAAAGAGCGACUUCACCAACUUAAGCAUGACUGCUGAGAAGACCCUGAACAUUAUCGAGUUGAAGCCCAGUUGCAUUGCUGCAUUUCUGAUGGAAAAACAAAUGGAGGGCUUUAGAGUGGUCGGGGCCGAGCAGACCGCUCACAGCGUUAGCUUUGCCAACUUUAAGUUCCCCAAAAAGUGUGUCCUACUGUUGGGGCACGAAAAGCAUGGGAUACCAGCGGAUCUAAUUGGAUUCCUGGACUAUGCCGUGGAAAUACCCCAAUUCGGAGUGGUGCGCUCUCUCAAUGUCCAUGUCACAGGGUCACUAUUUAUUUGGGAAUAUUGCAAGCAGCAUUUUUUCUAAAGAAUAGAAAUGUCUAGUUAAUGUCUCAAGAUACAUUUUUUUUUGUAGUGCCCGUUGCAACUUUGCCCGUUGGCAAGUUAGCCUCAUAUGAGCAUUUAUAAUGCCAAUAUAUUAUCAUAAAUAUUCCAGUAGUAGUAGUAGAUUCGAUUAGCCGCUUGAACAGAGUUAUUAAUGGUUUACAAAUCGGUAAAAUUGAAAAUGUAGAAGCAUAACCCGCUCGCAUCCGUCCGUUUCGGUCACUGAACGAUUUCAAAUUACGAAUUUAAACAAUAUUCUUGAAGGCGAAUACGCACGUCCCGCUUGCUAGACAAAUAAUGUCUUAUCCACUGCUUUUUUGCCGUUGCAAAUAAUAUUUAUACACACUCACAAAAUGUCCAGUGUUGAAUUUAUGCAGGCUCUUCCGCUUUGGCUCUGCUUGGACCCGUGCAUUUGCACAAUUGGCUAACAUAUUACACAUAUAUCCUUACUUGUUCUCGUUCCAAAGUUAAAUAAAUAAUUAAAAUAAAUGAAAA
Molecule: messenger RNA, 4288 nt
Organism: Drosophila persimilis
Lineage: Eukaryota; Metazoa; Arthropoda; Insecta; Diptera; Drosophilidae
Exons: 7
Coding region: 291-3776 (1161 amino acids)
Biological process (GO): tRNA methylation
Molecular function (GO): tRNA (guanine) methyltransferase activity; RNA binding
Source: RefSeq, a predicted model, not a curated record